UAGUGGUGGUCUGAUGAUGUUAUCAUAAUAUUGCAGUCCGGCAACUCACAUACUCAAAAAAUAUACCACUAGUUAGUAGCUGUCAGCCUACUGCGGUAAAGGAAGUGACUUAUAAUUUUGGAAAACCAAUACAAUUAUUAAUAAUAAUUUUAAAAUACAUCAGACUUGGAAAUUUUUAACUUUUACAAAGGUAUAGGCACUGGUCUGAAUAUACAAGACUUGCUGAUUGUGAGACAUAUAAUUGAUUUUUUCCUUCAAAAUGUCAACGCUAUCUCGUGAGGCGAGCACCGCCUUAGCAAUAGGCUCUGCGGUGGCUUUAGCCCUGGCAGCUAAUUGGUAUCACCAACGGAGCAAAAAAAAUCAACCACCUUCAAAGUGGAGACAGGUCGGAAAACUUUCUUCAUUAUGGUGCUAUCCCAUAAAAUCGUGUGGAGUCAUCGAGCUCAAGGACGCUUUUUGCGCCACUCUUGGAGUGAAAAAUGGUCUUAUUCGAGACAGAGUCUUUAUGGUGACAGGAGAGGAUCUUGACUUUAAAACUGCAAGGACGUAUCCCAAAAUUACAUUGGUGAAGCCAAAAAUUGACGGGGUUGUCGUCACUUUGAGUGCCCCCGAGAUGCCUAACAUAAGUUUUUCCAUUGCAUCUUUAGACCAGAAAAAAAUGACAGCCAGUGUUUGGGGUCUGAAAGUUCAAGUUCAUGAUUGCGGAGAUGAAGUUGCCAAGUGGUUUUCGCAAUAUUUGUUGAAAACAGACUCUGGCUGCAGGCUUGUUUAUUACCCCUUUGAGGAAUCCACUAAAAAUAUUCGACCAAAGCAUAAACCUUUCAGAAAUGCCAAGCCUAAGGAUUCGGGCGGACUUACCGACUUCAACUCAUACAUGAUUAUUAAUCAAACAUCAAUUGAUGACUUAAAUAAUCGGCUUCCUGACGGAACAGCAAAAUGUACUUCCCUACACUUCAGGCCAAAUUUUGUAGUACAAGGGGACGCAAAAGCUUAUGAAGAAGAUGACUGGAAGUGGAUUAAAAUCGGGGAGACAAUUUUUGAAGUGACUAAACCUUGUGACAGGUGUCUAUUUACCAUCAUUGAUCCUCUAACCGGUGAAAGAGAUCCUGACAUGGAGCCUCUUAAAACUUUAAAAACCUAUCGGCAAGUGACUGAUCCAGCUAAAAGGCCUAAUCACGGAGAAUCGCCAAUCUUGGGUCAACACAUCGCUGUUUACAAGGAAGGCCCUGUUUGCAUUGGAGAUUCUGUAUAUGUCCAAGCCUAAAUAUCCUAAAUAUAGCGGAGCUGCGUCUAAAUUGUUCUCUCGUAGAAUUGCUUUUUUAGCAGAGACAAUAAAAUAAAAUAAAUUGAUAAAUUAAAAUUAUACA
Neocloeon triangulifer is the source of this 1367-nucleotide messenger RNA. RefSeq names its product mitochondrial amidoxime-reducing component 1-like. The record is from RefSeq and is a predicted model, not a curated record. NCBI's taxonomy places the organism in Eukaryota, Metazoa, Arthropoda, Insecta, Ephemeroptera, Baetidae. Bases 260 to 1264 code for a protein of 334 amino acids. The transcript has 7 exons. Gene Ontology annotation, molecular function: catalytic activity; pyridoxal phosphate binding; molybdenum ion binding.